GUUACUUGGUUCGAACAAGUUUUGAUGUGAUGGUAAUCCAGGUAUCACGCGUAUCCGUGGCACCAACUACAAAUCACCCCAUGGGAUACCAUUGGACCUUCUGGACAGAAUGAUCAUCGUGCCCACUUCGCCGUACAGCCACAGUGAGCUUCGCGAGAUACUUAAUAUAAGGUGCGAAGAAGAGGACUGUCAAAUGUCAGCGGACGCUUUGACAGUUUUGACAAGAGUAGCUACAGAAACAUCUCUACGAUAUGCCAUACAACUAAUCACCACGGCUUCGCUUGUCUCCAAACGCAGAAAGGCCACUGAGGUAAGCAUGGAGGACGUGAAGAAGGUGUACUCAUUGUUCCUAGACGAGCAUCGUUCCGAGCAGUUCCUAAAGGAAUACCAGGAUGAAUUCAUGUUCAAUGACGGCGGAGGAGAUGCUCCGCAUCCACAACACAUGGAGGUUUCACAAUAAAACAAGAGUCUCGAAUAUUUUUGUCUGAAUUUCUUGAAGAAUUACGUUUGUGAAGAAGAAGUAUUCCUAAGUUAUUUUUAAGUUUAGUCAAUAAAGAUAUU
Molecule: messenger RNA, 561 nt
Organism: Hyposmocoma kahamanoa
Lineage: Eukaryota; Metazoa; Arthropoda; Insecta; Lepidoptera; Cosmopterigidae
Gene: rept
Product: ruvB-like helicase 2
Exons: 4
Coding region: 110-460 (116 amino acids)
Biological process (GO): chromatin remodeling; box C/D snoRNP assembly; regulation of transcription by RNA polymerase II
Cellular component (GO): NuA4 histone acetyltransferase complex; R2TP complex; Ino80 complex
Molecular function (GO): DNA helicase activity
Source: RefSeq, a predicted model, not a curated record